AUGCCGUUCGUUCACUUACCUCCAGUUGAGAGACGAGUCCAGAGUCCAGACGGAAGAAACGGCAGUGGAAACUGGAAGUUCCGAGAAAGAGAAAUCCGUGAGGCCGUUAGGCUCGUGAUUAUUGAGAGGUUCGAUGUAUCAGUAUCAAGAAGGCAAAUGUUAUCAGAACAAUCCCAAUGUCUAACCAGCAAUCCAAUAAAUGAUUGCUGGCCCUCUGUCGGUACCAAAUGUGACACAGAUAUGGACAAAAUUCCAGCAGCUUGCGCCAUGGACUGGAGUAUUGAGCUUGACAAGAGUCUCCGUUCCAAAAAACCUGGUAAAUCAAUUAAAGCUAUAAAAGACAUAGGUUCCAGGAUUGAAUGGUGGAGUAGGGAUUCAAAGCUUAAAGUUGCAGAAUACAAAAUUUUCAGCUUAAUUCCUGGUGAAGAUAAGCUUUUUUUGAAUGCGAUCUUUCUGCGUUUGGCGGAUGCAUUUAGGUUAGGAGAUAAAAAUGUUAAAAGUUGCAUAGUAAAUAUUUUUCUGUCCCUGCGACAGAAAAGGAGGAGAAGUGGUGUUAAGGAUGAUGAUUGUAGGAUUUUGAGCAAGGAUAAAUUAGAUAACUACAUGGAAUUGUUGAGAAGAGUAAAGGUAGUGUUUGAUACUGGGGAUGUAGAAGAACGAUCGAUGGCUUUGAUUUUGUUUGGUUGCUGGGCAGAUUUUGCAAAAGAUGUUGCUGAUAUACGGUACAUUAUGCUAUCGAGUUUGGUUUCUGGUGAUGCUUGUGAGGUGAAGGCCUCAUUGUUUGCUGCAGGAUGCUUAUGUGAAUUGUCAGAUGACUUCGCUAAUGUUUUCUUGGAGAUGCUGACCAGGAUGGUGAUAUCGUUGGAGAUUCCAAGAGCUUUAAGGUUAGCAGGAGUGAAAGCUUUUGCUAAACUAUGGUGCCCAUUGUCACUUGCAGAUAAAGCAUAUAAGACAGGUUUAAAGCUGCUAAAGGAUUCUUUAGAAGAUGAUUUCUCUGCUGUGAUGCUGAUUUCACUUUCUAAAAUUGCCUCUAAGUGGACGCUUCUAACAUCUGUACAGAUAGAAUUGCUUGCAUUGUUUGUAAGUGAAGAGCGAUCUUUGGAUUUCCAAGCUACAACAUUAAGAUGUCUUAAUUUCACAUUAGCAAAGGGAGUUUGUGAUUUUCCGUCAGCCAGGGACGUCAUCCAUAAAUUAUUUAUUAUUAUGAAUAGAUCUGAAAUUUCACAAGCACUCCAAUUUGAAGCUUUAGAAAUUUUGCAUAAGAUCCUUUUGUAUGGUUCAUCCAUAAUUCCUUGCAUAGAGAUGCUUGAGAUUUUUCCAAGCUUGUUGACAAUUCUUGAGAAUAUAGUACGGUCUUCCUCCAAGUCCAAGAGAGUCUUAGCCUUUAGGAUUCUAGCCGAUCUCUCUGACAAGAUUCUGGGAAGAGAAGAUAUAGUCUCAAGUGAAAUUGGUUCAAGUCUAGCAUCCCAGGUGAUUUCAUUUGUUUUAGAUCAGAUCUCUUUGCCAGUAAGGAUGGAGAUGGAUGGUCAUCAGCCUGACUUGGAUAUGGAGCUUGAGUUUAAAAGCUUACUUAAACUUUUAGUUAACCUGGUUGAAAAUCAUUCAUAUCUUUGUUGCUUGGUGCCAAAUAAAAUCUUCAUAUUUAUAGAUAACCUGAUCAAGGAACUGGACAAAGUUGUGAGUAUAGAGAAAACUGACUUGCCAAGUCAUGAUGUCACAGAGUUUGUCAGAGGAAGCAAAACAUUUUUCAAUUCAAAACUCAUGCUCUAUGUAUCCAAAGUUGUGGUUGUUUGUAUACAAAACCUAGAUGAAACUGAUGCUGGAACAAGCCAAGUUUUUAGUGGGUUGAAGCGUCAGAUAGAACAUGUACGCCAGUGCACCUCUUUUGAUAACUAUAUCCAUACGAUCUACUGCCUCUUAUUACACUUCUGUGCCAUCCAUAGUUCCAUGUGUAGUGAGAAACAGGAAUUGAUGAGUCUUGAUAAAAACUUUACUCUUUCUUGUGUUAAUUCCAUUAUUCAGCUUGACAUCCUUACUCUUGACUGUGCAAAGAAGAUGUUGGGGGAAAAAAGUUAUUGGUCAUCUUAUAAAGUGGGAAAACUUGCACUCUAUCAGGGAGCAUGGUCUACAGCUGCUUUCAUUUUUGAGCAUAUCCACAGCACAGUUAAAUCUACUGCCUGUUCCCACUGGUUGAAAUCCUUGGCUCAGUUCUCACACAGUGAAAAGCAGAUUCAGUUGUUCUUCAUACGUGACCAAGACCCUUCUAUCCUAAACCAUUCAACCGUUAAAGGAGACCCAUUUGUCCCUUCCGAACCUAAUGGAGUUAAAAGAGAAGGCAUUUGCUGGAAAAUCAACAAGCGUAACUAUAUUGAAAAUCUUAUCAGUGCUUGUAGUAUUCUUUGCUCUGCAGAGGAAACACUUAGAGACUCUGGUUUGGGUCUUUUGUUCGGUUUCCAAAGAUGGUUUUUGUCCCUUAGAGCAAAGCUCCUGUCAUCUGUAGUAGAUAUAAUGAAGCUAUUGAAUACAAUUUCACUUGUUCAAUAUAGCAGUAGCCCCUCAGGAGAAGGGGAGAGAACAGAUCCAGUUUCAGGCUUGAGUUUUUUCCAAAGACUCAGUUCCUUGGUUGAUUCUUUCACGGAGGUCUCUUGCCGAAUGAAUAAAUUAACUAGAGAAUUUGAUCUAUUUGUAACAUCUUUCAUUGACAUGGACGGACAAAGUGUGAUUAUUGUUUCGUCACUUGCAUUGAGUUGUUCAUUGAUGGCCUUCAGUGCUGCCUUUGUCUUUCUCAUCCCAAACUUGCAGUAUUCAGAGAAUUAUAGGACUUUAAACUCUGAAUACCUUAAGGAGUCUUUCCAUGCUAUGCUACUAGAAGAUUUAGUUGGAAGGUUGAGGCAAAUAGACAGUGCAACCAGGAAUAGUCUCCUGUUUCUUAUGAAGUCUUUUGGAAAGUACGGGAGCUGUUUUUCACCACGGUUGAGAAAUCGGAUCUCAGACAGUUAUGAAACAAGAGUUAUGCUCAAACUCUGUGAUUAUGCCAUUUUGAGGAUUGUUGCCUACCAAAAUGAGGCAAGCCAGAUGGAAGGGGGUGACAGCAUGUCUCAAACCAUAAAUGAUGGUUCACAGCUUUUGUUGAACAUUAUUUCACAAUGUAUUUUGAUACCAUUCAGGGCUCCCAAGCACUUUUUUCAAGUAAGGCCUAGUGUUACCUCUGAGCUUUUCGUGAUGAAUGAAGAUGGUGAACAUGUGGAUGGGGUAUCUGUUUUUUCAGGUUCCCCCAUCUCACUGAAUUUGUGCCUUCAAUUGAGAAACAUGCCAGCAGGUCCACCUUUGCGGCUUACAAAAUUGUUGUGCAUUCUUAGUUGUAGAUCAUCUUCUCAGAAGAAAACAGAAAUGGGAGAGAAUAAACGGCAAAACCACUUGGGUAGCGAAGAUGGCGGAAUUGAUGAUUUGGUGGACUUGAACGAACAGCUAGUAGGCUAUGUUACUGGAUCUACAAGGAGUUAUAGAAUGCAUUGCAGAGAUAACAACGAUGAUGUUAUGGUGAAUCAAGAAGGAACUAUCAAGAUCAUUAAUUUUGUGCCGAGUCUAUGA
Messenger RNA from Fraxinus pennsylvanica, 3591 nucleotides. NCBI's taxonomy places the organism in Eukaryota, Viridiplantae, Streptophyta, Magnoliopsida, Lamiales, Oleaceae. The record is from the annotation of a GenBank genome assembly.